This is a messenger RNA of Tetrahymena thermophila SB210, 1425 nucleotides long. RefSeq lists its product as hypothetical. Lineage: Eukaryota; Ciliophora; Oligohymenophorea; Hymenostomatida; Tetrahymenidae. The record is from RefSeq and is a predicted model, not a curated record. The transcript has a single exon.
AUGAAAGGAAAUAAAAACAAAAAAAUUUAAGUUAAAGAAGAAUAAACUAUCCCUAUAUUACAAAUAAAUUUGUCAAAUGUUCAAGAUAUCUUUGAAGAUGAGAAGAGAACUGAAAAAUUUAUUGAUUAAAAGCUUGAAGAAGCUAACAAAAAUUCUGAGCAUUUAAAAGUCUUAAGGUUAUUUUUAGAAAGUGAAUAGGCAAUAAAUACUUAAUAUUUUCAGAAGCUAUCAAAUGUUUCUUUGCUUGAGGAUUUGUAAAUUAAGGGAUUUUAAACAGCUGAAAAGUAAUUCAAGCAAUUCUUUUAAUUUAUUGAGAGAUAAACUAACUUAAAGAGCCUUUAUGUAGAUGUUUUAUGCCCUUACAAUCAAAAAUAAUAUUUUGAAGCUGAACUUAAAUAGUUUUGUUAGAAUGUUUGUAACUUAAAGAAAUUGGAGUAAUUAUACUUAUCUGUACUUUGUUUAGACUAAACAGAUCAUCUUAAAGAGCUCGGUAAAUCAUUGAAAAAUCUAGCAAGUUUAAAAUCUCUAAGUCUGUCCUUUGGAUAAGUAGAUUCUAAAAUAGUAGAAUUAGACUCUCUUGCCUAAUAUUUAGGAAUAGCUAAAAAUUUGAAAACGUUACAAAUCAAAUUUGAGGAGAUAAGUUCUUUCCCAUUAAAAGAGGCUUAGUAACUAUUUUAAGCUGUAGGCUCAAAUAAAAAUAUUGAUGAUUUAACCUUUUCAUUUGCAGGAUGCACUGAUUUCUCAAAAAAUUUAUUUUAAGAUCUUAGUAAUAUGAUAAAUAGUAAAACAAAUUUAAAGAAAUUUUCAAUCAACUUGGACAGUUUAAGUCACAUCAAGACAGAUGAAUACAAUAAAAUAUUAAUAUCAAUAGAAAAUUUGAAAGCUCUUUCUUUCCUGGAAGUGAACCUAAGCCAAAAUAAAAUAAAUAUAGAUUAAUUAACGAGUUUACUUAAAUAAUAAAACUAGCUAACACAUUUAGAAUUGAAUUUAAAUAGUAUCAAAAUAAAUGGCUAAUUUUAAAAAAUAAAUGAUGCUUUAAAAAGCUUCACUAAACUGAAAAGUCUAGUGCUCAAUCUUUCAAAUAAUAAACUUUUUACUAAAACUUUUUAAGGAUUAUUUGAUUUUCUUCCAAAGCUAGAUCUUGAUCAUCUAAGUUUGGACCUAACAGAUGAAGAAGGGAACUACAAAGAAAAGUUCAUAUUCCAAGUUGCUAAAUAUAUUGGAUAAUGUUCAAGUUUAAAAUCAUUAAUAUUCACAUUACAGUAUUAUGACGCUGAAGAAGAUUUUUACUCCUAACUGAUUAAAGAAUUUAGCAAAUUGUAGAAAUUGAAUACUUUGAUAGUAAGCGAUGCUGUAGGAGAACAUUUGGACAACUCAAUUUAUAAAUACUUAAAAAAUUUAGUAUAUUUUUAAAUGAGAUAUUGA